Malus domestica (apple) is the source of this 1104-nucleotide messenger RNA. RefSeq names its product V-type proton ATPase subunit E. Gene Ontology annotation, biological process: proton transmembrane transport. Gene Ontology annotation, cellular component: proton-transporting two-sector ATPase complex, catalytic domain. Lineage: Eukaryota; Viridiplantae; Streptophyta; Magnoliopsida; Rosales; Rosaceae. The record is from RefSeq and is a predicted model, not a curated record. Gene Ontology annotation, molecular function: proton-transporting ATPase activity, rotational mechanism.
UUUCUCUCUAGGCCUCACCCUUCCUCUCAUCUACGAUUUACGACCGGAAAACGGCUCGCUGUUACUUUGAUCUGCGCGAAGAAAGCCGUCGAUCUUCUCCGACUCGAUUCACCGAUCAGCAAAGAUGAACGACGCAGAUGUCUCCAAGCAGAUCCAGCAGAUGGUGAGGUUCAUCCGCCAAGAAGCUGAGGAGAAGGCCAACGAGAUCUCUGUAUCUGCUGAGGAAGAAUUCAACAUUGAGAAGUUGCAGCUCGUCGAGGCGGAGAAGAAGAAGAUUAGGCAAGAAUAUGAGAAGAAGGAGAAGCAAGUCGACGUCCGAAAGAAGAUUGAGUACUCCAUGCAGCUCAAUGCUUCUCGUAUUAAAGUUCUUCAGGCUCAAGAUGAUGUGGUUAACUCCAUGAAGGAGGCAGCAUCCAAGGAGCUUCUGAAUGUGAGCCGAGAUCACCAUGCGUACAAAAAGCUUCUGAAAGAUCUUAUCGUUCAGAGUUUGCUUAGGCUGAAAGAGCCUGCUGUUUUGUUACGUUGCCGGAAGGACGAUCUACAUCUGGUGGAGUCUGUUCUGGAAUCAGCAGGACGGGAAUAUGCAGACAAAGCAAAGGUUCAUUCACCUGAGAUUAUAGUGGACACUACUGUCUUUCUUCCACCUGCUCCUACCCAUCAUAAUCCCCAUGUUUCUUCCUGUUCUGGAGGUGUGGUCCUGGCUUCUCGGGAUGGGAAGAUUGUGUGUGAGAACACCCUUGAUGCACGAUUGGAUGUUGUAUUCCGUAAAAAACUUCCAGAGAUCCGCAGAAAGCUCUUCGGUCAGGUUGCUGCAUAAAUGGGAUGAUGAAUUGGUUUGUGUUUUAAUUUUCCACCCUAAAUUAUGUGGCCUUGAGAUUAAGAUACCGGUCAUGGACCAGCGGAUCUGUUUUCCAAUUCGAUUGUGUAUUUCGAUUUUCUAGUUCUCUGAAUAACGUUGUUAUAUGUGGGUAAAAAUAGCUUUAGCUGUUAUUUGAUUUGGUGUUCAUAUCGUCUGGGGCAUAUUGCAAAUGUACUCAUUCUGGUUGGUAAUGAGAUGAUUUUAAUAAAAGUUUGCAGCUUGUUAGAGCAUUAUUAGGUUUUAAA